Molecule: messenger RNA, 984 nt
Organism: Guillardia theta CCMP2712
Lineage: Eukaryota; Cryptophyceae; Pyrenomonadales; Geminigeraceae
Exons: 4
Coding region: 1-984 (327 amino acids)
Molecular function (GO): RNA binding
Source: RefSeq, a predicted model, not a curated record
AUGGUUGUGCAGGAAAUGGGACUCAGCUUGAAGGAACAGAUAACGAUCACAGACAAAGAAAAUGACAUGAAUGUCAGCAUGCAGCAUUUCUUGGCCUCGGAGCAAGGAGCUUGUGACAUAAUCCAAAGCAUGAGUUUGAAAGAAGAGCCAGACACAAGUCAAACCAUGUUCCUAACAGCCAUCGGAGAGGAGAGCCACCCUUCAGAUCUCAAGCAAGUGCCUGAUCAGUCCAUGUCUUCGGAUCAGUCAGAAGGAAGCCGCCAUCCUCGUCUUGAGCGGCAGAUCUUUGUCGGAGGGUUGCCGACUGACGUCACCAACACUACAUUCCGUGAGUGGGCCGACGAGACGUUUGCGGGGAGAGUGGUCAAUGCUGUGCUGGUGGUGGACAGGCUUACACACUCUAGAUCGAGAGGGUUUGGUUUUAUCACCUUCGACUCAGUCGAGGUAGCAGAAGAAGCAGCAAGGCAAAGGUUGCUCGCUUUCAACGACAGGACAGUAGAAGUGAAAAGAGCUCAAAACAUCAGCUCGCUGCAGAAGGGGAAAGAAGGACAAGCAACAGACAACACGAACAAAAAGGAAAGUACGAGGAAGACAUCGCAGAAGACGGAUCAAGCGUCUGCGAGGACAGGGAGUACAAAGCAAGGGAAGGGAUGUGAAGUGAAAGGGAAGGGCUCUGAUGGCAGCAAGCAAGAGGGAGGCUACUCCAGGCGAGUGUCACAAGGAGGGGGACGAAGCUUGAAUGGGAGGGAAGGACGUGCGGGGAGCAGGUUUGAGAAUCGCAAUGCCUACGAGGAGUCCUUUCAGGAGCGAAGAUACGGCAUCAUGGAUGUGGGGAUGGGGAUGGGGAUGCCUCCUCUGCAUGUGAUGCCUCAGGCACAGAGCUGGGCUGAGAUGCAGGGGCAGAUGGGGCAGUGGAUGGUGCCGCAACCGCAGGAGAUGAUGCAUCCUGCCUGCUUCUACCCCGCUGGAGCGGGGGGGAUAUGA